GUGCGCGCCAUCGAUAGAAGUUGUCUGGAGUAAACAUCUGGAGACAGAACGAGUGCAUAAGCGCGCUGUGUCGCACCGAGUGUUUCUGAACUGGUUUAACUAUGACAGCAGAUUGUCAGCGCAUUUAGUAGACGCGCUCAGGCAUUAGGGACAGGUACGCUGACCAUAGAGACUCCAAAGUGUGCAUUUAUCUGUCUAUUUUUAUCCCGGGAUAAACUUCGCUAUGACUUCGCGCGAGGACGCACAGGAGCAGAGCCGGCGCUUCUGCGUCUUGUCGUGGGAGCAGGUGCAACGUUUGGACUCCAUCCUCGGGGAAAGUGUGCCCAUCCACGGCCGCGGCAAUUUCCCAACCCUGUCAAUUUCCCCACGGCAGAUCGUGCAGGUGGUCAGGGCCAGACUGGAGGAUCGAGGUGUGGCAGUCCAUGAUGUGAAACUGAAUGGAUCAGCUGCAAGCUACGUACUUUACAAGGACACCGGCUUAGGCUACAAGGACCUGGAUCUGAUCUUUGGCCUGAGUCUGAGUGAUGACAGGACGUUUGAUGUGGUAAAGGAGGUGGUCCUGGCCAGCCUGCUGGACUUCCUGCCAGCCGGAGUGAACCGUGAGCGCCUCAGUGCCCUUGCCCUCAAGGAGGCAUAUGUGCAGAAGCUGGUUAAGGUGCGCACUGACACAGACUGCUGGAGCCUCAUCUCUCUUUCCAACAAUACUGGCAAGAAUGUAGAGUUGAAGUUUGUUGACACGCUACGGCGCCAGUUUGAGUUCAGCGUGGACUCGUUUCAGAUCGGUCUCGACUCGCUGCUGCUGUUCGACCGCUGCUCUGAGGCACCCAUGUCUGAGAGCUUUCACCCAACUGUUAUUGGUGAGAGCAUGUACGGUGACUUCGAGGAAGCUCUGGAUCACCUGCGUUCCAAGAUUAUUGCUACACACAGUCCCGAGGAGAUCCGUGGAGGAGGGUUGCUGAAAUACUGCCACCUGCUGGUGCGUGGCUUCAGGCCAGCGUCGGAGGAGCACAUGAAAACGCUACAGCGCUACAUGUGCUCACGCUUCUUCAUCGACUUCCCAGAUGUAGGUGAGCAACAAAGAAAACUUGAGGCGUACCUUCAGAACCACUUCGCUGGAAUGGAACACAAACGCUACGAGUGCCUGGUGACCCUGCGGAAUGUUGUUGAUGAAAGCACCGUAUGCCUGAUGGGUCACGAGCGGCGACAGACCCUGGCACUCAUCUCAGCACUGGCGCUGCGCACGCUUACCGAACAGAAUGCCAUCCCUGCGCUCCCUAACGUCACCUGCUACUACCAACCUGCUCCGUAUGUGCAUGACGGGAACUUUAGCAACUACUACGUGGCUCAAGUGCACUCUCCUGCAAACACUUAUCGGACAUGGCUGCCCUGCAGCUGAGUCACAAGAAGAGGCAGAUGGCUUCAAAAAUGCAUUUCAGUUCUGAGCUAUUUUUAUGAGUGUAUGCCUUUCCAUACACAUCAUACUUGAGAGAAGAAGAAAUAAAAGGGGAAAAUAUUAGUUAUUAUAACUUUCCUUUUACCUAAUUUCUUGUGUACUGUCACCUGUCUCCACAAAAACAAUGAACACUGCUGUAACCAUAAAACAGGUUUGAGCCAUUCUUUGUUGUUUUCAGCCAUACAUAUUAUAAAUUCACGUGCAAAAGUAUAGGGGAAGUGAGAGGAAAAAAUUCUGAAGCAGUUCUCUACCUUACUUUUUCAGAUGUAAUCCAGUUUUGUUGAAAUGUAUAUAGUUUUUUUGUGUAUGUAUAUACAAUAAAUGUUUAUAACGUAAAAAAAAGUCCCAAACAUUCUGCAGAGAAAAGAAAAUCUGAUAAGAUUUGAUAAGAGUGUGCAGAAGGCUAAUGUUCAGGUCUGAUUAUGGUUUUUAACUUCUUUCUUAUUUGAGAACCAAAGAUUUUAUUUUGAAGCUCCCUGAAUUGAAUUAUGUCUGUGAUUUAAAGUGCCUGAAACCUGACUACAAAACACAAAAGUAUGAAACAGUUUCAUCCUUUGGGAUUUUGUACAGUGUAUUUUAAUGUUCAGCAUCAGGGCAUUUUCUUAUUAAAUACCAAAUAAAAAAUAAUUAAAUGUUUGUUUUUAGUGUAUUUUUAUUGUUGUAUUUUGUUUGUAUGUAUGUAUACUUUGGGGAGUUUUUAAAAUAAUUAACUCCAUCCAUCUAUCUAUCUAUCU
Hemibagrus wyckioides is the source of this 2187-nucleotide messenger RNA. Its product is annotated as terminal nucleotidyltransferase 5B-like. The transcript is spliced from 2 exons. Gene Ontology annotation, molecular function: RNA binding; poly(A) RNA polymerase activity. The coding region runs from base 224 to 1396 and encodes 390 amino acids. The record is from RefSeq and is a predicted model, not a curated record. Lineage: Eukaryota; Metazoa; Chordata; Actinopteri; Siluriformes; Bagridae. Gene Ontology annotation, biological process: mRNA stabilization.